Striga hermonthica is the source of this 3057-nucleotide messenger RNA. Lineage: Eukaryota; Viridiplantae; Streptophyta; Magnoliopsida; Lamiales; Orobanchaceae. The record is from the annotation of a GenBank genome assembly.
AUGGAAGCUGUUUCGGGUGUGAUCUCAAGGCAAGUAUUGCCUGCAUGUGGUAGCCUUUGCUUCUUUUGCCCUGGAUUGCGGGCAAGGUCUAGGCAGCCCGUGAAGAGGUACAAGAAGCUGAUUUCGGAUAUUUUUCCCCGGCCCCCGGAAGAAGAACCGAAUGACAGAAAGAUCGGUAAAUUAUGUGAAUAUGGUGCAAAAAACCCUAUGCGCAUUCCUAAGAUAGCAAGCUCCCUUGAACAAAGAUGCUAUAAGGAAUUAAGAAAUGAAAACAUGCGAUCGGUGAAAGUUGUUAUGUGUAUAUACAGGAAGUUCCUGUUCACUUGUAGGGAGCAAAUGCCUUUGUUCGCGAAUAGUCUGCUCAGUAUUAUGCACAUCUUGCUGGACCAGACAAGCCAAGAUGAAAUGUUGAUAAUCGGAUGCCAGUCCCUUUUUGAUUUUGUUAAUAAUCAGAAUGAUGGAACGUACAUGUUUAAUCUAGAAGGAUUAAUUCCAAACCUUUGCCAAAUGGCUCAAGAAGUGGGAGAUGAUCAGAGGGCAGAAAAUCUGCGCGCAGCUGGCCUGCAAGCUUUAUCUGCUAUGGUUUGGUUUAUGGGUGAAAACUGCCAUAUUUCAGUUGAAUUUGACAAUAUUGUUUCAGUAGUCUUGGAAAACUACAAAGGUCAAGGUAAGGAGUCUUGUGAUUCAAAUCAAAAUCGAUGGUUGCAAGAAGUUCAUAAAACCGAGGGACACAUCAUCUCUCCUGGUCCAGAUGUUGUUUCAAUGCAGGUGCCUUCCUGGAGAGUGAUUGUUGAUGAUAGAGGGCAACUUAAUGUGACCGAGGAGGAUGCCAAAAACCCGUGUUUUUGGUCGAGAGUUUGCUUGCACAAUAUGGCGAAUCUCGGUAAAGAGGCAACCACUAUGCGGCGUGUUUUGGAAUCUUUGUUCCGGUAUUUGGAUAAUGGGAAUCAAUGGCCGCUCGACAAUGGGAUUGCUUUUCCAGUUCUCAAAGAAAUGCAGCUAUGGAUGGAUGAUUCGGGGCAAAAUACGCACUUCUUGCUGUCGAUGUUAGUCAAGCAUCUCGACCAUAAAAACGUCCUAAAGCAGCCCAACAUGCAAAUCGACAUUGUUCAGGUUGUCACGGCUCUUGCUCGGCUCACGAGGACUCAGUCUUCUGUUGCUAUAGUGAGCGCUUUAAGUGAUGUCAUGAGACAUUUACGGAAAAGCAUACAUUCUUCUCUAGACGAUGCAAAUCUUGGGGAAGAAGUAAUUAAGUGGAAUAAAAAGUUCCAUGAAGUCGUUGACGAAUGUCUAACAGAGUUGUCGUCAAAGGUUGGAGAUGCCGGACCAAUUCUUGAUGUGAUGGCUUCAAUGCUAGAGAAUAUCUCAAGCAUUACUGUCAUAGCUAGAACAACUAUUGCCGCUGUCUACCGAACUGCUCAAAUUAUAGCUUCUUUGCCGAAUUUAUCAUAUAAAAACAAGGCUUUCCCAGAGGCUUUGUUUCACCAGUUGCUUCCAGCUAUGCUCCACCCAGAUCACGAGACGCGAAUUGGAGCUCAUCAGAUAUUCUCUGUUGUGCUCGUGCCAUCUUCGGUUUGCCCUCAAUCCGAUCCACCUAUUUCUUCUGACUCCUCGAAUAAGAACAACAUUGUAUUCCCUCGAACACUAUCGAGGACUGUUUCGGUAUUUUCCUCAUCGGCUGCACUUUUCGAGAAGCUGAAGAACCAUAGGACCCCUCCUCCCAAGGGAGGAGUUCAAGAAGAACAGAACAACGAAAAUCAAAUUAGUGGCGUAAUGAACAGAAUUAAGUCGACUUAUACUCGAGUGUAUAGCUUCAAACCUUCAUCAGAAUCUGAUUCUGCCACCAAAUUGACCAAAGAAGUGGAUGCUGUUCCUCUUAGAUUGAGCAGUCACCAAAUAACCCUUUUGCUUUCAUCCAUUUGGGCACAAUCACUGUCACCAGCAAACAUGCCUGAAAACUAUGAAGCUAUUGCCCACACGUACAGCUUGGUUCUGUUGUUUGCUCGUGCAAAGAAUUCAUCGCGUGAAGCCCUUAUUCGAAGCUUCCAAUUGGCCUUUUCGCUCAGGAGUGUUUCUCUUGCUCAAGGAGGGAAUUUGCCUCCGUCGCGCCGUAGGUCCCUCUUUGUACUAUCGACUUCAAUGAUCAUCUUCUUAGCAAAGGCUUAUCACAUUUCACCUCUCAUCCCGCUCGUCAAAUCUGAACUUUCUGAUAAAGUGGUUGAUCCCUUUUUAUGUUUGGUAGAAGAUUCAAAAUUGCAGGUUAGCGAAAUGGGAAAUCCACAAGUCGUUUACGGAUCAAAGGAAGACGAUAGUUCUGCGCUGAAAUGUCUUUCGGAAAUAAAAAUCAACGAGAGCCAGACAAAGGAAUCCCUUGUCACUGUUGUUGUGAGAAACUUAGAUAACUUAUUGGAGUGUGAGGCACCUGCAAUGAAGGAGCAGCUGCUCAAAGAAUUCACUCCCGACGAUUUGUGUUCACUUGGAGGCCAAUUGUUCGCGGAUAGCCCGGUAAAAGUACGACAAAGGGAUUCUUACAACAAACCUAAAUUAGAAACGGCAGUCUCGAUGUGUGGAAUAGAUGACGAUCUUCACCAAGAUUCAACCGAAAGUAAUUUCCCGCCAAAUUCGAAGCUGACCAUUGAGUUCCCGAGUCUUCUGAGUGUCGAUCAACUUCUUCAAUCCGUUUUGGAGACAGCUCAUCACGUGGGAAGAAUGUCCGUGAGCACGGCCCCAAACGCGUCCUACAAGGAAAUGGCUAACCACUGCGAAUCGCUUUUGGUGGGAAAACAGCAAAAAAUGUCGGUUUUAAUAAAUGCUAAUCCCAACAGGCAAGCUAGCUUGUUGACUAUAUCUUCCCAAAACUCCCGAGAAUCAGAAAAACUUACGACUCCUCCUUGUGGGCCUCCGAAGGUGGAACAACAGCCAUUUUUUGAUCUCAACCUACCAAAACCGAGCCCAUCUCCACCACUGUGUGCAGCUGAGUAUCAAAAUCGACCCCUCUCGUUCAGGCUUCCGACUUCAAGUCCGUAUGACAAUUUCUUGAAAGCUGCCGGUUGUUGA